Molecule: messenger RNA, 8238 nt
Organism: Malaclemys terrapin pileata
Lineage: Eukaryota; Metazoa; Chordata; Testudines; Emydidae
Gene: MPHOSPH10
Product: M-phase phosphoprotein 10
Exons: 11
Coding region: 85-2094 (669 amino acids)
Biological process (GO): rRNA processing
Cellular component (GO): sno(s)RNA-containing ribonucleoprotein complex; nucleus; Mpp10 complex
Source: RefSeq, a predicted model, not a curated record
GCGGACAUGCUCGCCGGAGCCCUGGUGUGACUGAGGUCCCUCCUCCAGACCUCUCCCCUCGCGUGCUCUGAGUAGAGGCUGAAGAUGGCGGCGCCCAGCCGGCGGCUGGAGACGUGUCUGAAGGUGCUAGGUGCUGCCGCGGCCCAGCCGGAGCGCUUCCUCAGUGUGCAAGAUGGACUGGCUGCAGACUUCAGUUCAUUGACAAAGACUCUUUAUGAUUUGCAUAAAGCACUAGGGACAAAACUAGUGCGUGGGAGUCCUUUAAAAAAACUGGUAAUAGAAAACUUUGAUGAAGAACAGAUCUGGCAACAAAUAGAACUACAGAAUAAUGCAGUUCUAGACUACUUCAAGAAAGCUGUUGCUAGAGAUGUUAAAGACAAAGAUCUCUACCUUUUCCCAGCCCAAGAAGAGGAUGACUUUGAGGCAGACAGUAGCAGUGAUAAGCAAAUGGAACAAGAAGAUAGCAUGGAAGCAGAACCUGCCUGUAUUGAAGAUGAAAGUGAGGCUAAGGAAAAGCAAAGUAAAUCCAAAGCAAGGAAAAGGCAGCUAUGUAGUGAUGAGGAUUCAGAUGUUGACUUUGAUGUUGAUGAGCUAGAGCAACAGAUUCAAAAGUUGAAGAAGAUUACCUGGAAAAAAUCAAGAGAAAAGUCCAUAGUGGAUGAUAAAUUUUUCAGCUUGGCUGAGAUGGAAGCCUUUUUGGAAGAUGUAGAGAAAGAAGAAAGCAAGAAGAAGGAUGAUGAUGAGGAGGAGGAGGAGGAGGAGGAGAUUGAUUAUUUUGAAGAUGUUCUUUCUGAUGAGGAUGAAGAAGAAUCUGAAAAAGAUAAAAUCAAGCCAGGUAAAAGUUCUAGAAAUUUGAAAUAUAAAGAUUUCUUUGACCCUAUUGAUGACAAUGAUGACCUAGCUAAUGAUAGUGAAAAUGAUCAGAAUGAUGAAGGUGACACUGACGAGGAGGAUGAAGAAGGCAUUUUUGAUGAGUUUGAGGAAAAUAAUGAAAUGGACAUAAUGGAGAAGAAUGAGAAAGCUAAAGAAGUCUCUAAAAAAGUUACUUUUAACUUACCAGAGGACAGUGAAAAAGAAGACGAUACAGAUAUACCAGAUGAGAAGAGAACUGAUCCCAUUGGAAUAAAAUCUUCUUUUGAGAAAAGGCAGGAAAAGAUGCAUGAAAAAAUUAAAUCUCUAGAAAAGGAGUUGUUGGAGGAAAAACCUUGGCAGCUUACAGGGGAAGUGACUGGACAAAAACGACCUGAAAACAGUCUUUUGGAGGAAUCUUUACUCUUUGACCAUGCAGUCAGAAUGGCUCCUGUGAUCACAGAGGAAACCACCUUUCAGCUUGAAGAUAUUAUCAAACAGAGGAUAAAAGAUCAGGCUUGGGAUGAUGUAAUACGUAAAGAAAAACCAAAAGAGGAUGCCUUUGAAUACAAGAAGCGUCUAACUCUGGAUCAUGAAAAGAGCAAAUUGAGUCUUGCUGAAAUCUAUGAGCAGGAGUAUUUGACACUCAACCAACAAAAAACUGAAGAGGAAGAAAAUCCUGAACACGUAGAAAUUCAGAAAAUGAUGGACUCACUCUUCCUAAAAUUGGAUGCUCUUUCCAACUUCCACUUCACACCUAAACCACCCGUGCCAGAGGUUAAAAUCGUUUCAAAUCUUCCAGCUAUAAUUAUGGAAGAAGUAGCACCAGUUAGCGUUAGUGAUGCAGCUCUCCUGGCUCCAGAGGAGGUUAAGGAAAAGAGUAAAGCUGGAGAUGUGAAAACAGAUGCAGAAAAGACUACCACAGACAAAAAACGAGAACGAAGAAAGAAGAAGCUUCACAGACGUAUGAAGCUAAGGGAGAAGAAGCAGCGUCAAAAACUCCUGGAAAAAACAAAGCCAGAACAAGGCGCGCAACUCAGCAAACAAGCUGUUGCGGCAAAAUUAAAAAAGCUCACCAAAGACGGCAAAACAACUUUGCUCAAGGAUGACGGUAAAGACAAGGCUUUGAAAUCAUCUCGAGCAUUCUUUUCUCAAUUACAAGAUCAAGUAAAAAUGCAAAUCAAAGGUGCAAAGAAAAUACAGAAGACACAGCAAGAAAUUUCUGCUCAAAAACUUAAAUUAUAAUACAUUUUAUACAUGCUAUACCUUGUAUAUAUUAAAGUAAAUGUUUCUAAUUUUGUUAACAUUGCACUUUGAAUAGUAGCUUUUAUUUUAUAUAGUGCUUGAAAAUCUUCUGUAAGUUGAAGUUCAGUUGAGUGUCUUUCCUGCUGCAAGUGAUGAAAAUGUGCUAGACUGUUCAUGCUCUUUCUUUCAGCCUUCUACUUACUUUUUUUCUGCUAGGAAUUCAGUCUUUCUUCCUCUAAAAUGGGUGGGCAAACUUUUGGCCCGAGGGCCACAUCUGGGUGGGGAAAUUGCAUGCAGGGCAGGGGUUGGAGUGUGGGAGGGGGUGCAGGGCAUAUGAGGGAGCUCAGAGCAUGGGUGCAGGGAGGGGUGUGGAGUGCAGGAGGCGGCUCAGGGCAGGGGGUUGAGGUGCAGGAGGGAUGUGGGGUGCAGCAGGAGGAUCGGGCAGGGAGUUGGGGUGCAGGAGGAGUUUGGGCCCCGGCCCGGCGCCGCUUACCUGGAGCGGCUCUGGGGUGGCAGUGGUUCGCACCGGUGCCAGGGCAGGCUCGCUGCCUGCUCUGGCCCUGCGCCGCUCCCCGAAGCAGCUGGCACCACGUUCCUGCAGCCCUUGGGGGAGGGCAGAGGGCUCUGCGUGCUGUCCUUGCGUGCGGGUACCUCCCUCAAAGCUCCCAUUGGCCGUGGUUCCCCGUUCCUGGCCAAUGGGAGUUGCGGGGGCAGCACCUGGAGGAAAGGGCAGCGCAUGGAGCCCUCUGCUUCCCCCCCCGACUCCCAACCAGGGGCUGCGGGGACAUGGUGCUGGCUGCUUCUGGGAGCAGCGCGGGGCCCAUGAUGCCACGGAGGCGGCAAUCCCGCAGGCCGAAUCCAAAGCCCUGAGAUGCCAGAUCAGGCCCACGGGCUGUAGUUGCCCCCCCACACUCUAAAACAAAAGUCUCAAACAGUAGACAGAUAAAUAAUGACAACAUAUCUGUGAAAAUUCAGUAUUUUUACAUACAGUGGAACCUCAGAGUUAUGAACACCUUGGGAAUGGAGGUUGUUCAUAACUAUGAACAAAAGUUUACAACUGAACAUUGACUUAAUACAGCUUUGAAACUUUACUAUGCAGAAGAAAAUCGCUGCUUUUAAUCACCUAAAUUUAAAUAAAACAAGCUCAGAAACAGUUUCCUUACCUCGUCAAAAAAAAUUUAAAACUUUCCUUUCUUUAGUACUUUACAUUAACACAGUACUAUACUGUUUACUGUUUUUGUUUGUUUGUUUGUUUUUCGUCUCUGCUGCUACCUGUUUACAUACUUGUGGUUCCAAAUGAGGUCUGUGGUUGAUUGGCCAGUUUGUAACUCUGGUGUUCGUUACUCUGAGAUUCUACUGUAUUUAUCUCAAAAUCAUUCCCCUCUUACCUCUCCCCAUGUAUACAGAAAAGAGUGGGGAAAGGGAGAUUUAAUAAUUGCCUAAAUCCAAUGUUUUAGUACACCUCUACCCUGAUAUAACGUGACCUGAUAUAACACUAAUUUGGAUAUAAUGCGGUAAAGCAGUGCUCCAGGGGGGCGGGGCUGCACACUCCGGCGGAUCAAAGCAAGUUCGAUAUAAUGCGGUUUCACCUAUAAUGCGGUAAGAUUUUUUUUUUUUUUGGCUCCCGAGGACAGCGUUAUAUUGGGGUAGAGGUGUAUAUCUGAGAACCUUAGUCGUGGAUGGAUUUUACUAUUGGCAGCACUUGUCUGUUGUAGCACUGUCUAAAGAUACUAUUCAUCCUUGAUUGCCUGAAGAGUAUCUUACAGAACCACUUCAGUCAUAAUACAGUGCUGCCAUUGGAUAGGGUAUAGCACCAUUGCAAAUGCUACCACCUUAUAUUUGGGGUUCUUUUUGUUUUUAGAAACAACUUUCAAGUGCCCCUAUACUAGAUGUCUUAGGUUAUUUCUGCUCCAUAACAUUUAAACUUAGCUGUAGUCAUAAUUCUUAUAACCUUAGCUUCUGAGAUGUUAGUUUCAAUUUUUGUCUUGUUACAGUAUUUAAUUUGCUGGUAUUCGGAAGAAAGAUGAUCAAAGCUCAGUUCUAGAUCAGUGUAUGUGUGACUCAAAAUCAUAUCACUUGAUCUUAAAGCAUGAAUUCAUGAGACACUCUCAAAGCAAAGGCCCAAAAGUACCUUUUGCUGCCUUCUACUUAUUAAAUAAAAUCAUAGCUGUAGGGCUGGAAGGGACCUUGAGAGGUCAUCUAGUUCAGCCCCGUCCUGAGGGAGGCCCAAGUAAACCUAGACCAGAGGCAAAAAUUGAAAGCCUCUGCCCCAACAUUCCAACUCAUCAGAACACUUUCAUUUUGGUUUGUUUAGAUUCUGUUACUGUGUAAUCUUGCUCUGAGUACCAACAAGAUUAAGCAGUUGAACUGUCAGAAAUCCUAACAAUGGGCAGAGGUUGUUAAGGAGUACAAUCUUAGAACCAUCUUUUCCCCCCAAACAGUGGGAGUCUACAUUAAGCUACCCUUAGAUUUCUGCUGAUCGGCAGAAUAGGACAAUAUUGUUCAGUUCUAAAAGGGAUACUCUGGCUACCUACUAAACUCUAAAGAACAAAAAUGAAAAAUUCACAUUCAUGGAGUAAAGAUGAUUUAGGUUAGAUGUAUUACAAAAAGCUUUCUGCAUUGCAAAUAUCCCUCACUUUACUGCCUAUUUCCUAAAUUUGAAUUUUUGUCUUGUAUGGCAAUGAGCAUACACUUCCAUAUCAUCUGACAGCUAGUAGCAAAUGGAUUAACUACAUCCUUUUGGGGAAAUACCUUGAAAUCAUGAAGCAGCCCCAACCCUGCAUGAGAUUCAGUGCCUGCCUGUCCCAUUUUAGUGGCUUCUUUUUAAUGUUUGUUAAAUUGAGUGGCCUUUUCAACACUAGAACAUUCACUGGUUUAAACUGAUUUAGGGCUUGGCUAAACUUGCGAGUUAGAGCACGUUAACGCAGCCCCGGGCACACUAGCUCACUACCCAUCCACACAGGCAAGGCACGUAGAGCGCUCUGACUCCAGGGCUAGAGCGCUCCUAGUACUCCACCUCUGUGAGAAGAUUAACGCUUGGUGCGCAUUGGCUGAAAUGCCUGGGCCUCAGUGUGAACGAGGUGUUGUAUUACUGCGCUCUGAUCAACCUCUGGAAACAUCCCAUAAUCCCCUUAAGUCAAGUGGCCACUCUUGUCAUUGUUUUGUAAUUGCUGCAGGAAUGAGGAUAUGCCCUCUGGAAGCUCCGUUUCUGACAGCCGGCUUCUUAUCUGCUCCGAGACAAAGCAACCACUACUGUGGAAUGCUGUGUCUGAGAGAGAGAGGGUCGGGUCUGUGGCUUUCUGAACUUACAAGACAGCAUGCUGACAUGCUCUCAGCCCCCCCAAAAACCCACUCUCUCCCCCCACAUACACACAACACACUCCCUGUCAUACUCCACCCACCCCCCCCAAUUUGAAAAGCACAUUGCAGCCACUUCUAUGCUGGGAUAGCUACAAUGCACUGCUCUCUGUGGCCGUUGCAAGAGCUGCUAAUGUGGCCACGCCAGUGCGCUUGCAGAUGUCAGUGUGGACAGAUUGCAGCGCUUUUCUUACUGCACUCUACAUCUGCAAGUGUAGCCAUGCCCUAAGAAAUCAAUCUGGUUAAACUGGUGUAAACCCCUAAUGUAAAUGCACUGAAAUUGGUUUACCCCUGGCUUAAUUGAUUUAGCUUGUAAAAUUGAUAAGCCGGGGUUAAACCAGUUUGAGUUCAUCAAUGUUGAUUUUUAAACUGACUUAAACUGGUGCCAUUUUCUAUUUAGUAUAUACAAGCCCUAAAGCAGGUUAAAUGCUAGGGAAGGACAAUCCUGAACUUUCAUCUCCUGUUGCAGAAUGUUCUAAUUAUGCUUUGACUUCCUAAAGAAAUGCUGACUUAUACUGAAUACAUUUCAUCAGAUUGAGACACGUUAACAAAUUGAUUUUACCAAUCACAAUAUACCAUUUUUAAGUACCUGAAAUAAAAAGAUUAAUUGGUUGUUGGGGAGUAAAUAUUUUUUUCAGUGACUUCAGAUAAAUCAUGUGUAUCUGCAAAGGGACGUUUGGAAAAUUUGUCACAGUUCAAGUCAUAGAAGCUAGUAUUGCAUUAGUUUAAACUCAGGCAAAAUCAAGAUAGCACAAUGAUUGUUAGUAGUAUAGAUAAAGGACUUAAGUCUGCAUCUUAAAAAAAAAAAUUAAAAGGCCACACUAUAUAACAGAGAAAAGAACAAGGAGUACUUGUGGCACCUUAGAGACUAACAAAUUUAUUUGGGCAUAAGCUUUUGUGGGCUAAAACCCACUUCAUCGGAUGCAUGCAGUGGAAAAUACAGUAGGAAGAUAUAUAUACACAGAGAACAUGAAAAAAUGGGUAUUGCUAUACCAACUCUAACAAGACUAAUCAAUUCAGGUGGGCUAUUAUCAGCAGGAGAAAAAAAAAACUUUUGUAGUGAUAAUCAGGAUGGCCCAUUUCAAACAGUUGACAAGAAGGGGUGAGUAACAGUAGGGACAAAAUGAGCAUGGGGAAAUAGUUUUUACUUUGUGUAAUGACCCAUCCACUCCCAGUUUUUAUUCAAGCCCACGAAAGCUUAUGCCCAUAUAAAUUUGUUAUUCUCUAAGGUGCCACAAGUACUCCUUGUUCUUUUUGCUGAUACAGCUACCACUCUGAAAUAUGUAACAGAGAGUGAUCGGUAGUUCUGGGUAAAAGCCAUUACAGCUAUGUAUCAUUUGUGCUUAUAUGCUUUACCCUGGAACAUCCCACUAUUUCAGUAUUGGCACCUGAUCAGUUCCAGUAUUCAUUGCAUAUUAGAUAUUAGACCUGUAAAUGGAACAUGUUCUAAAAAUGAUAGUUCAUAAUGCAGUAAAUUCAGUAGGAAAUGCUUGCUGAGACAAUGUGAAGUCUCCUGAGAGGAUAAAAAUUAAAAUUGUAGCUUGCAUUCACAUUCCCUUUCAGAACUUUCUUCAUUUGUUUAAGAGUUUUUAAUUUCUGGUUUAUAUACCCAGGGUACAAUUGUAUCUUUCAGCAGCUUCAGGAAUAGUUCUGUAUCUCUUAAUGUAAACUUAUGUGGCUUCUUACAUUAAGACAUUUCUGCAGAUUCUUCAUUCCAUAGCCAUAAACUUUCCACUGCUUUGAAAUUUGAAAGGUCUUCUGGUCAAUAUGUUUUUCCUUAUCAGUUUUGUUGACUUGCUUUACUUUAAAUUGGUCAGUAUUUCAAGGGCUACGUUCCUCUUAAACAUCUCUUUAGAAAGAUGGUGCCUGUGCUCUAUGCCAGUUAGCUCACAUGUGGUCUGAUAGGUAAUUUUUUUUUAAUAUUUCUUGUUAUAACAUGGCCUUUUAUGAAGUCAUAGUGCACUUGAAAUCCCUUUCAAAUUAAUGAAGGAACAGCUCUUCCUUUCCCUUAUAAUGUAUGUGAUUUAGGUAUUGUGAAACAGCUAAAGUGCAGGAACUUUCAAGCUUUUAGUUAUUAAGGAUAAAUAUUUUUCUGGCUUCAAAGACUUUCUCAACAGAGAGACUUUAAAACUGGGAGUUUUGGAAAUCUCUGAGCUUCUCUUUUUGGUUGAAUGAUAAAGCAUCCAACUUUGUAUUUAUCUUACACUUGCCAGAUUCAGCCUCCCCCUGGAGAUUCAAGACCAGCUGUUCAUCUUUUAGGAUUUGGAGCCUUUUUUCAGUCUCUUUGGAGAUACUGUUGUAAGCAUUUUUAAUCCUUUCAACUCACAAAAGAAUUUUCUAAGGGAUGCAGCUUUAGGUUUUAUUUUUUCCCCUUUUCUAUUACUUUUCUUCCUUUUACCCAUAUUCCAUCCCAUACCUAAUAUCUAUUAGAAUAGUUUGUGAUCUCAGGUUGGCCUUUGUAUUACCACUCUGGUUUAAUGUUGAAUAUCUUUACUGAACUUCUCAAUGCUGGUCAUAUACUAUAUUUAUUUGUUACAAGAGGUAAAUUAGAUUUUCUGAAAUCCAAAAUAUGUAAUGAUUAGAGAAUUAUACCUGCAUAUGAUAAAGCAUUUUGUAGCUUUUUAAAAUGUAUUCUCUUUAAUCCAUAAUCUAUCAAGGUGUUUUACAAACUGAUUUAGGUCUUGAUCCUGCAAUGAGUGCAUGGGUGGAGGACUCAAUAUAGGACCAGACAAAUCAGGACCCCGACUGCAAUUGGAUAUGAAUAGGCAGACCCUCACUGACUUUGAA